AACACUCAGCUGGCCCUCCGCUAGUUUUUGACAACAACGACUCUGUCGACAAUGUUCACAUCUUGACUAUUGGCCCCAACACAGCCAUAACUUACUAUUAGUCCGUUGCCUUUUUUAUUAUUUGAAGUUAUACAUCAUGGAGCAGUCUGCGCCCAAAAGCAAGCUGAAAAAGCUGAGUGAGGACAGCUUGACCAAGCAGCCAGAGGAAGUGUUUGAUGUUUUAGAGAAACUCGGUGAAGGUUCCUAUGGCAGCGUGUUCAAAGCCAUCCAUAAGGAGUCCGGCCAGGUGGUGGCCAUCAAGCAGGUUCCUGUGGAGUCGGAUCUGCAGGAGAUCAUCAAGGAGAUUUCCAUCAUGCAGCAGUGUGACAGCCCGUAUGUAGUGAAAUACUAUGGCAGCUACUUCAAGAACACUGACCUGUGGAUUGUCAUGGAGUACUGUGGAGCCGGCUCUGUGUCUGACAUCAUCAGACUGCGCAACAAGACGUUGACAGAGGAUGAGAUUGCCACUAUCCUGAAGUCAACACUGAAGGGUCUUGAAUACCUUCACUUCAUGAGGAAGAUCCAUCGAGACAUCAAGGCAGGAAACAUCCUCCUCAACACCGAUGGACACGCCAAACUGGCCGACUUUGGAGUUGCUGGACAGCUAACGGACACUAUGGCGAAGAGAAACACUGUGAUCGGUACUCCCUUCUGGAUGGCCCCAGAGGUGAUCCAGGAGAUCGGCUACAACUGUGUUGCUGACAUCUGGUCCCUGGGCAUCACGUCCAUAGAGAUGGCCGAGGGCAAACCUCCCUACGCUGACAUCCAUCCCAUGAGAGCGAUCUUCAUGAUCCCCACCAACCCGCCUCCAACGUUCAGGAAGCCGGAGCUCUGGUCGGACGACUUCACGGACUUUGUCAAGAAGUGUCUGGUCAAGAAUCCAGAGCAGAGAGCGACUGCCACGCAGCUCCUACAGCACGCAUUUAUAAACCAAGCCAAGCCGGUCAUAAUCCUGAGAGACCUGAUCACUGAGGCCAUGGAGAUGAAAGCCAAGAGGCAGCAGGAGCAGCAGAGAGAGCUGGAGGAGGAGGACGACAACUCUGAUGAGGAGACGGAGGUGGACUCUCACACUAUGGUGAAGUCGGGCUCGGAGGGUGCAGGAACCAUGCGGGCCACCAGCACCAUGAGUGAUGGCGCCCAGACCAUGAUUGAACACGGCAGCACCAUGCUGGAGUCGGACCUGGGCACCAUGGUCAUCAACAGUGAUGAUGAUGAUGAUCAGGAGGAAGACCAGGGAUCCAUGAGGAGACACGCCACCUCUCAGCAGCCAAUACGUCCGUCCUUCAUGGACUAUUUUGACAAGCAGGACUCCAACAAGGCGGCCCAACAGCAGGAGAACUACAACCACAACCAGCCGCAGGAGCAGCCCGGCUACCAUAUCCAGUCCAAGAACGUCUUCCCCGACAACUGGAAGGUGCCCCAAGACGGAGACUUCGACUUUCUAAAGAACCUGGACUUUGAGGAGCUGCAGCUGCGUCUGACUGCCCUGGAUCCCAUGAUGGAGCGGGAGAUUGAGGAGCUCAGGCAGCGCUACACUGCCAAAAGGCAGCCCAUCCUGGAUGCCAUGGAUGCCAAGAAGAGACGACAACAGAACUUCUGAGUGCCUCUCGCACUAGUCUUCACCACAAAACUUACAUCCCAUUGACUCAGAGGAACUAAAGAUGACCGUAUUGUCUUUGUCUGCUGUUCUAAUCGCCUGCUAACUGGCCUCUAAAUGAAGUUGGAUGCCUCUCUUACAUCCAUUUUGACUCCUGGAAUCUACACUCGUCUGCCUUGUUUCCACACUUCGUCUCGAUGCUGUUCCACCAUAUCUAAGUCUUAUAUUUGUUUCUACACUUCCUGUAAAGUUGCUUUCCCAUGAAUGAUACUCAGGACUGAGGCCAAAGAGAGAACUAAGGCUAUUAUACGUCUGAACGUCACAACGUAAGUUCCACCAUCAACACAUAAGGAGGCCUAUCGGGCAGUAGCAGCAGCGUAAUCACAGCGGUCGAUGACAUGUGCUCUUUUUUUCCUCAGACUUUUCACUUUCACUGUAAAUAUAAUAUAGAGCCUAGUUUGGAAAUACCUGCAAGAAAAAGCUGUGGAGGCCUGUCCAUGACCAAAGACAAUCAAGAUGAUGAUUAUAGUGGAGAAUGCCUUAAAAUAAUGUAAAACUGGUCAGGUGGUUAAAUCCAUUUCCUCACUUGGAGAUGAGUCGGAAGUGGACUGAGGAAAGCUGUUAGGAUGGAGAGAAAUGGCGGUAGUGAAGAACGGAUCAUGCAUGUUUUCAGGGUUGGAUCAGAACAUUUGAAACUAUUUUUAUUAGUCUUAAUUAUCAUUUAUUUAAUUAUCACGUUAUUUUUUUGGGCUUCUUUAAAACAACCAGUGCACUGUCUAUGUAUUGACUCCGUGCAUCUCGGUGCCUCAUAACACACCUGUACCACUUACCCUGAUGUUUUAAAGUCGGAGCUUUAACUUGACAAGAUGAUCCACUUUACACAAAUUAAAACCAGAGAUAUCACCAAAAUUCAUUCUGAAGUUUAAAAAAAAAAAAGAAAAAGCAAGCGAAUGCAUUCCAGAAUACUGCAGAUUUAUUCCACGGUUGUAAUAAUUGUUUUCUGUUAUAAAUUGAGAUUGCAAUUUAACUUUAUAAAAUGUGUGGAGCCGUCUCGUAUGCACAGCAUUAGAGAAGAGAAAGAAGAAGCCUUUAUUUUGAAUGUUAAAUGGAAAGCUCCUACUGCUCUUCAUGAGGGAAACAAACUGCGCUGUUGUGGUUGUAGUUAAAUUCUGACGUUCUGAUUUUACACGCGCUAACGAUGACCCUUUGAAUACAUGUACAAUAUGUCUGCAGGUUGCUGUUGCAUACGAAUGUUAAUAUGCAGUCUUUAUGGUUCAGCACAUACUGCAUAUUAAUCAACAUUUUGAUAUAAUCUUAUGAAUAGAGCUGUUACACUAUCUCGCGUAUCUGAUGGACAAUGUGGCUAAAAUGAGCUGAAACUUUAAAACACUUGAAUCCACUCUUUUUUUUUUUUCUUCAAACCCGCUUAUUCACAGAAAUCAUUACCAUUCUUGUCAUAAAUUAAUUCUGCAGUGCUUUAGCAACUCGCACACAAGCAUUCACAAUUUAUUUGUUAAAUGUGUUUCAAACUUUUUCAUUUUGUGACACUGGUUUAAAUAUGGUAGCUGAUUUGGCUCUUAAUAUUUCUGCCCUUUGUUGACUAUAUGUGGCUUGAUUUCUGCGUUUUUUAGACUAUGCAUGUUUAUAGUUGUUUGCUAUUUAGUGGAAUGUUUCUAACAGAGCGCUGUUAAUAUGGAAGCUGGAUUUUCAGUUUUAACAAACUAUUUGCUCUGUACAAUUUUAAAAACGCCCCAUCUGAAAUAUGACACUGCGGAGAAUAUGCCAUCGUAUGUGUAGUUAUCUGAAAUCACGGUUUGAUAUAUAUAGCUAUAUGAUUUUGUUCUGUUAUUUCUGCAAUAUAAUGACUCGAGAGUGAAGAGUGGAAUGUAAGCAUUAAUGUUUGAACCACCUAAUUUAUUAUCUUUUGUUUGUAAUACUUUAUUUUGAACAGGUGCAAGAAAUAAUAAAAGUUACUUAUAGUUAACCA
This is a messenger RNA of Anarrhichthys ocellatus (wolf-eel), 3623 nucleotides long. RefSeq names its product serine/threonine kinase 3 (STE20 homolog, yeast) (gene stk3). NCBI's taxonomy places the organism in Eukaryota, Metazoa, Chordata, Actinopteri, Perciformes, Anarhichadidae. Gene Ontology annotation, cellular component: cytoplasm. Gene Ontology annotation, biological process: signal transduction; protein phosphorylation; protein tetramerization. The coding region runs from base 137 to 1639 and encodes 500 amino acids. The transcript is spliced from 11 exons. Gene Ontology annotation, molecular function: protein serine/threonine kinase activity; ATP binding. The record is from RefSeq and is a predicted model, not a curated record.